AUGGCUGCCCUCUCCUUUUUCUUCUUCGCCUUAGCUUUCCUCCCUCUCUUACACAUUUCUUCAUCAAAGCCUGACCCUGGCUUUUCCUACCAACCAUCUUUCUCCUUCGCCAAGUUCGAAGAGUCCGGAAACAAUUUGGGCAUCUCUCUUUUAGGCGACGCUCGCUUCUCUCGGGUUGAUGCUGCCAUCAGGAUCACUAACGGAUCAUUCCCAAGCUCCGGCCGGGUUCUCCAUAUGAGUCCCAUCGAGAUGUUCCGCGGGAAAUCCAGGCUCCCCAUUUCCUUCUUAUCCUCCUUCUCCUUCUCGAUCUCCCCCGGCAAUGGCGGUCUCCUCGCGUUCGCCUUCUGGCCGACAGGGACUUCAUUCGACCUCGCGGACGGAAGCGAUGGUGGAGGAACUUCAAAAGGUUUCGUCGUUCGAUUGGAUGCUUCAAGCGAGACCAUCUCCGUUCGAAUGAGUGAUGUCCCGAGGGUGGGCUUCGUGAGCAAUGAGGGGGAGCGGUUGCACUGUUGGAUCAAGUACAACUCUGGUUCGAGGGUCAUCGAGGUUGGAGUUGGCAAUUCGAGUGAGUACCGGCGUUUCAGCCCUGUGAUUUCGUACUCGGCCGAUCUCUUGACGCUUUGGGACGACAAGAUGCUUGUUGGUAUUGGUGCUUCGAGCACGAACUCCUCCCAGAUCACCACUCUAUACUCAUGGAGCUUCAGAAAGCGCUAUUCGGCCUUCACGUUGCACUCGGACCCUUUGGACCCCCGUAAUUUCGCAAAAGUCGGCGAAGAAGUUGCGAAGCAGCCGAGGAAGAGCAAUGCAGCGGGUGUUUUUGCUGCCUUUGUACUGGGUGCUGGAUGUGCUGCCAUGGCUGCAGCGGCAUUGCUGCUGAUGAGAUCGUUCUUGGCCAAGAAAAGUUCCAUCGGGCCGUCAAAGUUCGCAGUUGCUCCAGCCAAUCUAGGUUACGAGAAGAUCAACAUUGUUAGAGAUAACAUUGUUUAUGAUGCCAAGGAGUAA
Molecule: messenger RNA, 1002 nt
Organism: Nymphaea colorata (pocket water lily)
Lineage: Eukaryota; Viridiplantae; Streptophyta; Magnoliopsida; Nymphaeales; Nymphaeaceae
Product: L-type lectin-domain containing receptor kinase VIII.1-like
Exons: 1
Coding region: 1-1002 (333 amino acids)
Molecular function (GO): carbohydrate binding
Source: RefSeq, a predicted model, not a curated record